AUGAACAUCGCUCACACCAUCUUCGGCGUUUUCGGAAAUGCAACUGCUCUGUUUCUCUUCUUGUCUCCUUCGAUAACAUUCAAGAGAAUCAUCAAGAACAAAUCUACCGAACAAUUCUCUGGCAUUCCUUACCCUAUGACUCUCCUCAACUGUCUCCUCUCCGCCUGGUACGGACUUCCCUUUGUGUCAAAAGACAACACACUUGUGAGCACAAUCAAUGGAACAGGAGCAGUCAUCGAAACAAUCUACGUCUUGAUCUUCCUCUUCUACGCACCAAAGAAAGAAAAAGCUAAGAUCUUUGGUGUCUUCACUUGCGUAUUGACUGUAUUCGCAACGGUGGCUCUCGUCUCUCUUUUUGCCCUCCAUGGAAACGCAAGAAAACUCUUCUGUGGUAUUGCAGCCACUGUUUUCUCCAUCAUCAUGUACGCUUCUCCACUCUCAAUCAUGAGAUUGGUGAUAAAGACGAAGAGUGUAGAGUACAUGCCAUUCUUCUUGUCUCUCUUUGUGUUCCUCUGUGGUACGUCGUGGUUCGUCUAUGGUCUUAUCGGUCGUGACCCUUUUGUUGCAAUCCCAAAUGGGUUUGGAUGUGCAUUAGGGACACUGCAAUUGAUUCUCUACUUCAUAUACUGUGGAAACAAAGGCGAGAAGAAAUCUGCAGAUGCUGAAAUAGAUGAGAAAUCUGUGGAGAUGAAAGUUGAAGAGAAGCAGAGUGUGGUUAAUGGAAAGCAAGACCUGCAAGUUUGA
Molecule: messenger RNA, 744 nt
Organism: Arabis nemorensis
Lineage: Eukaryota; Viridiplantae; Streptophyta; Magnoliopsida; Brassicales; Brassicaceae
Source: the annotation of a GenBank genome assembly